ACUUAUACAGUAGUCCUCAGCCUGAUGCUUGUUUUCUGGAUGUUGGAGGGUCAUGACAGCCUAUUUUAUCCCAGCCUGAAAAACUAAUACAAUUAAAUCAGAGAAUCAUAGCAGGGAACAGUCAUCAUCCUCUUCUAUGAAUAGCCAGACAUUUUACCAAGGGGUCACUUUACUGAAACCUGCUUGCAGUUCUACGUAAAUAGAAGUAACUAGGCAGAUGUAAUAAGCCUAAUACCUCACUGAUGUGGGAAUUCUCUGCCUUUGGAUUCUGACUGUGACUGCCUUGCUUUGGCUUAGAAAUGGAUAAGCUCUUCUGCAGUCAGCAAAAAUGGGCUGCAGCCAACAUGGUGGGAGACUUCCCUAUCUGACCUCCAACCUUCCCAGAGGAGGGGCAGAAAAGUAGCCCUCACUUCUCCACUCCCAGGAAAUGUGCAUUUCCCUGCAAAGGAGAGACAAUAACAUUUGGUUUGAUAGCUGACACUAUUCUCUGUUACUUUAUUAAAAUUAAAUGUGCUAAUCCUUUGUUCUUUCACCCCAGGGCAAUUAUGGAAAGAAAACAUAUCUUAAGAUUGAACAGAAAAACUAUUAUGAAAGACACCAAGUACACAUUUGUUAAAUGACUUUGUGCUCUUGAAAAGAAAUGUAUAAAAAGCACAUUGCCAACUGCUCUGCACGAUAUCCUUUGUUUGGAUUUUAGAUGCAGCUUGACUGACACAGAGAUCCUGAAUAAGAGACUCUUUGGAUGCUGAAAAGUCUUUUAAAGAAGGUGAUAUACAGAUUUCAGAGAACAAUUUCAACAUUGUUCUGUUGAAGGUUAUACUCAGCCCUGAACCACAUUACUUUCCUGUCUACAUUUCAUUUCCUGGGGGCUUGCCAAGUGAUAAACAGACCCAGGCGUGUGUGGUAGAUUUGAGGUUUUUUAGCACGAAGUGGGCGGCGGGAGUUUGCUUUAAAACGUCAAUUGACUUUAUGAUCAUUAUGGAAAUGCUGGUGUAAGGUCUUCAAAAGACAAUGGAGAAAAAAUGGAAAUACUGUGCUGUCUAUUACAUCAUCCAGAUACAUUUUGUCAAGGGAGUUUGGGAACAAACUUUCAAUACAGGAGAAAACAUUUAUGCUCCACUUGGAUCUGAUGUCAACCUGACCUGCCAAACACAGAAGACAGGCAUCUUGGUGCAGAUACAAUGGUCCAAGGUCACGGAUAAGGCAGACCUGAUUGCCCUUUAUCAUCCCCAAUAUGGCUUCCACUGUGCCCAUGGGACUCCCUGUGAGUCCCUGGUGACUUUCACAGAAACGCCUAAGAAUGUGUCAAAAUGUACUCUGCAUUUAAGGAAUGUGUCUUCUUCGGUCAGUGGAAAGUACGAGUGUAUGAUUACUGUGUAUCCACAAGGCAUUCAGACUACAAUCUACAACCUUCUCAUCCAGACACGUGUUACACCAGGCGAGUGGAAAAUCAACCAUACAAUAGAAAUAGAGAUAAAUCGAACUCUGGAAAUACCAUGCUUUCAAAAUAGCUCCUCAGAAAUUUCAUCUGAGUUCACCUAUGCAUGGUUGGUGGAAUAUAAUAGAACUCAGGAAACACUUAUCACCCAAGAUCACCUCAUCAGCAAUUCCACAUUAUUUAAAGAUAGAGUCAAGCUUGGCACAGACUACAGACUCCACCUCUCUCCAGUCCAAAUCUUUGAUGAUGGGCGGAAGUUCUCUUGCCACAUUAGAGUCAGUCCUGACAAAAUCUUGAGGAGCUCCACCACUGUCAAGGUUUUCGCUAAACCAGAAAUCCCUGUGAUUGUGGAAAAUAACUCCACAGAUGUCUUGGUAGAGAGAACAUUUACCUGCUCACUAAACAAUGUAUUUCCCAAAGCAAAUAUCACAUGGUUUAUAGAUGGAAGUUUCCUUCAUAAUGAAAAAGAAGGAAUAUAUAUUACUAACGAAGAGAGAAAAGGCAGAGAUGGAUUUUUGGAGCUGAAGUCUGUUUUAACAAGGGUGCAUAGUAAUCAACCAGCCCAAUCAGAUAACUUGACCAUUUGGUGUAUGGCUUUGUUUCCAGUUCCAGGAAAUAAAGUGUGGAACAUCUCAUCAGAAAAGAUCACUUUUUCCUUAGGUUCUGAAAAUUCCCCAACAGACCCUCCAUUGAGUGUUACAGAAUCUACCCUUGACACCUUACCUUCUCCAGCCAGCAGUGUAUCACCUACAAGAUAUCCGGCUACAUCUUCAGUGACUCUUGGAGAUGUGAGUGCCUCGAAACCAAACAGCACUCCUCAAUCCAGCAAUUCCAGCGUGACAACCCGAGGCUUCGGCUACCCCCAGACCUCCAGUGGGACAGAGGCCAAAAAAUCAGUUUCACGGAUACCCCAUGAAACACACAGUUCAUCUCCCUCAGGUGCAGGCUCAACACUUCAUGACAAUGUCUUUACCAGCACAGCCAGAGCAUUUUCAGAAGUCCCCACAACUGCCAAUGGAUCUAUGAAAACUAAUCACAUCCAUAUCACUGGUAUUGUGGCCAAUAAGCCCAAAGAUGGAAUGUCCUGGCCAGUGAUUACAGCGGCUUUACUCUUUUGCUGCGUGGUAUUGUUUGGCCUUGGAGUGAGAAAAUGGUGUCAAUAUCAAAAAGAAAUCAUGGAAAGACCUCCCCCUUUCAAGCCACCGCCACCUCCCAUCAAGUACACUUGCAUUCAAGAGCCCAACGAAAGUGAUCUGCCUUGUCAUGAGAUGGAGACCCUCUAGUCUCGUGAGACUUUGCCCCACAACAGAACUCUGCUGGAAUUCUAUUGAGAAGGUAGACAUUGUGCUUUAUUAAUACAGUCACUCUUCAGCCACCUCCCUCUGCUACAGCUGAAAUGGGAGUCAGAAGUGAGUGAUCUGUUUUCCCAGCAACUCACCCUCUUUCAUCUCCAAAUGCCUGAAACUUAACUAAGAGUGAAAGGAUAUGCCAUGCUCACACUCAAUGCAAUUUGUAGAGGUUUUCUUGCUUAUGUAAGAAGUGUACAAUAGUCUGCCAUCAUUAAAAAAAAUACAAUAUUUUCAUUUAAACUCUCUGAUGGAGGGACAACAACGGUUUCAAGUGUAUGCCCAUGGCUGAUCCUCUUAUUUGAACAUCUAUCAAUAUUGUAAGCUAUUUGCCAAAAUCCUGGGGUUUUGUUGCAUUCCCUAAGACAAUUACAAGAAAAAGUCAAUGUAAAAGUUCUAACAAGACUGCCAAGUAAUGGAGAAGUAUGGUUAAUCUUCAUAUUGAAAUUCUGUUGUUUAUUUUCCUGGAAGGAAAACCAGGAAAAGAACCACAAGAACCACAUUUUCAGUCCCCCUUCACUGUCUUCCUACCAUGUUCAGCCCAGACUCCUGCCACAUGGACCAGGAUGAAGAGGUAUCAAAGAGAUAACUAACCAACAACCAAGUAGGCUGGAAGAUAUAAAACUUCACUGGCCUCUAAAAUUAUAUGAGCCAAGAGUGGUUUCAUUUGAGUGCCUUCAUGUGCGUGUCCAUCAAACUGGUACCAAACUGUUUUGUAAGUAAACAGGCAGCCUAAGCCCAACCCUACUCAUCUAAUUCCUGUUAUUCUCUUUUUCAUCUGGGGACUUUCCUGUUCAUCUAACCCGCCUGUUUUGAUCUGUUUUGAAAAAGAUAAAGAGCCUCAAAUCAGACCAGCACUGAUUAAUUAACCUUGCUCCUACCAAUCUUUUACAAAAUAGUUGAAGCAGAAUGUAUAGGUGUCAGAGAAGAAACCUAGUCAGCCAGACAUGUUCUGUAUUUGGCAACAGUUUGUGAGCGAAUAAAUUACCAAAUCUCCUUGUCUCUUGAAACCUUCCCACACUCUCUGCUCCAGGAGGGAAAAACAGAUGUUGUUGACAGAUAACAGUGAUUGGCAAAUUCUGCGUGGACUUUAAUCCCAAAAGGAAACUUUAGUUCAUUUGCAGUAUACUUAUCCCUGACUGCACAUGAGAAUAUCUUGUGCAGUUAUUUGGAGAGUAUGUCUUUUUCUUAAGUACCAUAGCUGUCACACUCCAGUUCAAUUAAAGCAAAAUGUCUGAGGAGUGAGGCACAGGCAUCAGCACUCUCAGAUGAUUCACAUGUUCAGCCAAAGUUGUGAACUGCUGAGCCAGUGGAAGUUCUUUCUCAUUCAUAAGAAUCUGAGGUAGGUGCUUAACUUAUAGUGGCCAGCCUCUAAGAUGAGCCCCAGUGUUCUUGCCUCCUAGUAUUCACAUCCUUAAAUAGUCCCCUCCAACACUGAAUACAGAUGAUUCAUGUAACCUGGGGCCAGGAUUAAGGUGAAGCAAUCAAUGUACCUGGGAAAAAAAUGUAAGGAGGCAUUCACACUCGGGGUCACGCACUUGCACAAUGUUGAGAGUGAGUACCAGUCUCAUCCUUGGUAUAGCCAAAAAAGCUUAGAACUGACCAAGGCUAGGUCAUAAAAUACACUGUGGCUUCCACUUUGAUCUCUCUUUGACCACUGACACUGGGAAAAGCCUAUUCCAUGCCAUGAAGAUACCCAGGCAGCCCUACUGAGAAAUCCACCUGUCAAGGAACUGAGGUAUUUUGCCAACAAGCAUUAACUUGCCAGCCAUGUAAGGGAGUCAUCUUGGAAGCAGAUCCUCCAGCCACCAGUCAAGUCUUCAGAUAACUGCAACUUCAGUUGAUCUUUUGAGCAAGACCUCAAGAGAGCCAAAACUACCCAGCUAAGCCUUUUCUAAAUUUCUGAACCUCUAACAUAUGAGAUAGUGUUUAUCUUUUAACACCAUUAAGUUUGAGUAUAAUUUGUUACAUAGCAAUAGAUAACUAUACAGCUCAAUAACUGAAAAAAUAAACUGCUACCUGCCUUAAUUAAUUCCUUAAUAGUUCUCAAGAAACAAAUUCUAACUUUAUAUGUAUGGCUGUUGCUUCAUGUGUAUAGUUAUUUGUAUUUAAUAUGACUUAAUCAUCAGUAAUUUGUGUACAAAGCAUUGUGGCUUUAUUUUACUGUUUUAUUAGGAUAUAUGAAUACAAGUAGAAAGUAGGGGUAGAAAGUGGGGGUAAAAAGUGGCAGGGUUGGAGGUAUUUAGAUCGUUUCAGUAAAGGGAGAGACAGUUUUACAGUAAAACAUAAAUCCAUGUAAUUUAUCAAUCUAUCACAUGACAGGUAUCUCACUGUGUUUUUAUAUUAGCUCCUCUUUGAAGUACAGUCUUUAUGUCUCAUAAUUAAGUUCUGCUUAUCAUUUGCAUAUUCAUUACAACUUGAAUAGAGUGAGCAGUUCCUUAUCCAUGGAGCGGUCCUCAGUGAAUAGUUCAGAUGAACUUUUCACAAACCUGCAAAUUAGAGGGGCCCCAGAUGCCUUUUAGGUAGUACUGUGAGCUUGACAUCCCUUAUUUGACUAACAUGACAGUUUCAUUUGAGCCCUAAAUUGUGUAAAAGUAAAUUCAUAGAGUCUGUCUCAACCAGCAACUCCUGUCUCUAGAAGUGAAUUCAGCUCUGUCUCAUAGGAGAAAUAGCAAUACUAGACUCUAAUCCCUAAGGUUUAAUUUUCACUGAGAAAAAGCCACAUGUAAGUAUGUUUGCUGUUUAUUUCCAAAACACUGUGUGUUGUUGUUAUUUAGAUAUUCAUUUCCUUACCCACCUGCACCAGGAGCACAUCUCAAAUUGACUAUAUGAUUUGUUUUACAAUAGAGUAUCAUGGGCAUGGCUAACCCAAGGUUUGAAAACUACUUCUAUGAUUGAUUCACUCUCUUCUUUUCUACCAUCACGAUGUGAAGAUCAUUUUCAAUCUAUCCUACUAGUGCUAAGAAGAAGAAGAAAGGCUCAUGGAGCAGAACCCCUCAAGGCUGGCCCAGUCUAGAUCAGCAAAACGCACAGCCUACCUCAACAGGCACACAAGUUAAAUAGUUUCAUGCCACUGAAAUUGUGUGAUUAUUACAUAAUAUUGUAGCAAUAGUUAACCUACACAUAUAGAUCCAGAGGUAGGCAUAUUUUAGCUCAAAUGUAAGUGCCUAAUGCACACUUUAGUUUAAAAAAAAAAGUAUUUUCAAUUUCUUGGUUCAGCAUGAGUUUUGUUUUAACUAAAGAAGAUAUGGUUGAUUUCACCAAAUUAACUUUGCAUUUAUAGGUCUUUAAAAUCACAGAACAUCUGACCAGGAUGGGUAUUAGAGGUUAUUUUACAAAUAAUGAGUUAAGGGUUCUAUGAAAUUGACUUGCCCAAGGUCACACGAUUGGAAAUGAUAGAGCCAAAAUGAUGACCCAGUUCUCUGAUUUGUAGCCUAGUGUACAAUCAAUAUUUAAUUUCUUUGGC
This is a messenger RNA of Cebus imitator (Panamanian white-faced capuchin), 6250 nucleotides long. It is a transcript of the gene CD96, whose product is annotated as CD96 molecule. Bases 1012 to 2721 code for a protein of 569 amino acids. The record is from RefSeq and is a predicted model, not a curated record. Gene Ontology annotation, biological process: cell-matrix adhesion; inflammatory response. Lineage: Eukaryota; Metazoa; Chordata; Mammalia; Primates; Cebidae. The transcript is spliced from 14 exons.